Molecule: messenger RNA, 651 nt
Organism: Prunus armeniaca (apricot)
Lineage: Eukaryota; Viridiplantae; Streptophyta; Magnoliopsida; Rosales; Rosaceae
Source: the annotation of a GenBank genome assembly
AUGGCCUAUCUUCGCCACCCGGCUUUUGUCCUGCCACUACUACUGCUCUUUGCCUUCUCACUUAUGAGCUCCAAAACAAUGGUUGCAGGGGCUCGCUUUCUUCUCGAGACUUCCUUGCCUCAAGUGCCCGAGCUUCCAAAGCCUGAGCUGCCACAAUUGCCUAAGCCUGAGCUUCCACAGUUGCCAAAGCCUGAGCUGCCACAAGUGCCUAAGCCUGAGCUGCCACAACUUCCUAAGCCUGAGCUUCCACAACUUCCUAAGCCUGAGCUUCCACAGUUGCCGAAGCCCGAGCUGCCACAAGUGCCUAAGCCUGAGCUGCCACAACUUCCUAAGCCUGAGCUUCCACAACUUCCUAAGCCUGAGCUUCCACAGUUGCCAAAGCCCGAGCUGCCACCGCUUCCUAAGCCUGAGCUACCGCAGUUUCCAAAGCCUGAGCUGCCACCAUUGGCUAAACCCGAAAUACCAUCAGCACCUCAUGUCCCAACCUUGCCAAAGGAAGGCCAUAAGUUGGCUGAAAUACCACAUGCCCCAACCUUGCAUGAGUUACCUCAACUUCCAAAGCCUGAAUUGCCACCACUUCCCACUUUCCCCAACUUUGCCGAAGCCCGAGCUGCCAGCGGUGCCCAAUGUCCCUACUUUACCAAAGCCUGA